AUGAAGUCCUUUUCCAGUUCUGCGAUAAAUAAAACCGGCAAGAAAUUCGCCCCGAAGGCGCCUAUCCGCCGUGCGCCCGCCGCGGCGCCCGCGAGACGACCUAGUGUUGCUCAACGAUCGCCAGCCGAGCCUAGUCAGGAAGAGAAAGAGAAAGCCAAAGAUGUAGUAGCCUCCAAUCUGGCGCCUCAUGUGGCUGCAGAGCCGGAAGCAAGGGCAGUCACGGCAGUCACAGAGGCCUCACCUGCCUUGGUCACUGCGCCUACCACGGAACAAACACCCAUUGCGUUGGAUACUGCAGUUACUCCCCCAGUUGCUACCCCUACCACGGCUCCUGUUGUUACACAGAGCGUCACGCCUGCCGCUCCACCUACCGCUACACCCAUCGCCAAGCCGACUCUGAUCUCCAACCCUACUCCGAUCUCCAACCCUACUUCGAUCCCCAAGCCAACUACCAUCUCAAAGCCGACUCCGAUCCCCAAGCCGACUGCCAUCCAGAAUCCAGCUGUCCUACAGAAACGCAAUACCCCUCUCUCUGUCUCACAAUCCGCACCUGUCUCAACCGCCCCGCCUACCCCUCCUCCCACUCAACCCACCCCAUCUCCCGCCAAUGUCCCAACUACUGAGGCUCAACCUCCAUUCUCUGAGGACCAUGGACCAGAGACCGCUCUUUUAGAAUACGCCAGGAUUGAAACAGCGCGGGCCGCAGAAAACCUUGUCGAUUCAAAUGAAGCUCUACCUCAAUCUCAACCUGAAACUGAACAAGCUGCCUCAACCGAGGGUCGACCAGCAAAACGCGCUCGAACCUCAUCAACUACGGCUAUUGCGGUCCCAGCUCGGAAGAAGUCCGUAUCCGUAGCGGCAAGCCGUCGAAGCUCCCAAUCAAUCGUGCCUACUAUCGAAGGUCCAAGCGCAACGCCCAGCGAAUCCACUCUUUCGACUCCAGAUCCAACAAAGCCAAAGAAGCGAAAGUACUCAAAGGCCGGUACCUCGGAUCCAGAGGGUAACGAGAAACCAAAGCGCACCCGCAAGAAGCGCGAACCCACCCCUGAAGGCGCAGAGACAGUAGAGAUCUUGCCGAAUGUUGUGAAAAUGUCCGAGCUUUGCAAAGAUCUCAGAACUGGAAAGAAGUCCAAACGCGAGACAGAGCUACGCAAGAUUGAUCAGGCCGAAGAAGAACGGAAGAAGCAGGGCGGAACCCCUGGGCCAGGAACAGGAACGCCUGUCAAGCAAACUGAACCCGAACAGGAGAAAAGCGAACAAGCGGUCGAUUGGAAACCUCAAAGUGGUCCCAUUAUGCGAAUCGUUAACGGCGAAAUCGUGCUGGAUAGUACGUCCUUGCAGGUUGAUCGUCACGCGGAUGCCGCCCGAGCCGCCGGCGACCUCGAAGAUGUGGUGGAAAGCUCGUUCACCCGGAAGAUCAAUCAGGCCUCGUAUGGCAGGCGUACAAAGACCGAAACAUGGGAUGAGGAGUUGACAGAUCUGUUUUAUCGCGGGCUCCGCAUGUUCGGUACGGAUUUCAUGGUUAUCAGCAAAAUGUUCCCGGGCCGGUCUCGUCGUCAGAUCAAGUUGAAGUUCAACAAUGAAGAGCGCCGUGAUCCGCAACGAAUCAAGGACACCCUGAUGGGCCCGUCCGAGACCAUCGACAUUGCAACCUACUCAGAGAUGACGAACACUGUCUAUGAUGAUCCCAAACUCGUUCAGCAAGAACUUGAUGAUGAGAAGAAGCGGAUCGAGGACCAGCACGCUAAGGAGAAAGAGUUGCAAGAGGAAAUUCUGCGCAACCCGACUGGUGGUGAUUCCAAGGAUGCCAAGGAUUCCAAGAACGACAAGACGGUUGUUAAGAAAUCGCGCAAGAAGGCGGCUGUGAAGAACCAGGGAGGCGGAACAGAGGAGGUUCUGGGGUCGAUCGAUGACUUCCCCAUGGCUUAA
This is a messenger RNA of Penicillium egyptiacum, 1929 nucleotides long. The record is from the annotation of a GenBank genome assembly. Lineage: Eukaryota; Fungi; Ascomycota; Eurotiomycetes; Eurotiales; Aspergillaceae.